Molecule: messenger RNA, 4433 nt
Organism: Castor canadensis (American beaver)
Lineage: Eukaryota; Metazoa; Chordata; Mammalia; Rodentia; Castoridae
Gene: Zbtb17
Product: zinc finger and BTB domain containing 17
Biological process (GO): regulation of immune system process; regulation of cytokine production; negative regulation of transcription by RNA polymerase II
Cellular component (GO): nucleus; nucleoplasm
Molecular function (GO): DNA-binding transcription repressor activity, RNA polymerase II-specific; protein binding; RNA polymerase II cis-regulatory region sequence-specific DNA binding
Source: RefSeq, a predicted model, not a curated record
GUUCCGCCCGACUCUAACAUGGCGGCGCCCUUUGUCUGCUCUGAAGUGCCGUCCCUGGCCUUCUCGCGGCAAUGAUGCACUUCCCUUUGCGGUGGGGUUCGGGACAUGGCAGGUAAUGAGCUGCAGGAGGGGAGCGAAGCUGAAGUUUACGCAGACAAACUGUCAGAAAAGAGUAGCCCGGGCUAUUUGGAAAUCUGAGAGACUUCUGGCUCUAUGCAGCCAUGGACUUCCCCCAUCAUAGCCAACAUGUCCUGGAGCAGCUGAACCAGCAGCGGCAACUGGGGCUUUUGUGUGACUGUACCUUUGUGGUGGAUGGUGUCGACUUUAAGGCCCACAAGGCAGUGCUGGCAGCCUGCAGCGAGUACUUCAAGAUGCUCUUUGUGGACCAGAAGGACGUGGUACACCUGGACAUCAGUAAUGCGGCAGGCCUGGGGCAGGUGCUGGAGUUUAUGUAUACAGCCAAGCUGAGCCUGAGCCCUGAGAACGUGGAUGAUGUGUUAGCUGUGGCCAGCUUCCUCCAGAUGCAGGAUAUCAUGACAGCCUGCCAUGCACUCAAGUCCCUUGCUGAGCCGGCCAAUGGCUCUGGGGAAAACACAGAGGCCAUAGAAGGAGGGGACAAAAGAGCCAAAGAGAAGGCUGCUGCCACCACACUGAGCAGGUUGGACCAAGCGAGAAGUCCACCCUCAGGCCCAGGCAGGGAGCUCAAAGAGGAGCGGGGUGGCCAGGCCGAGAGUGCAGCCAGUGGUGCAGAACAGACGGAGAAGGCUGAUGCCCCCCGGGAGCCCCUGCCUGCGGAGCUCAAGCCAGACCCCACCAGCAGCAUGGCUGCUGCAGAAGCUGAGGCUGCCUUAUCAGAGAGUUCAGAGCAAGAAAUGGAGGUGGAACCAGCCAGCAAAGGGGAAGAACAGCGAGAGGAGGAGGGCACUGGGCCUGCUGCAGUUAAGGAAGAGGGGCCGCAGCUGGAGAACGGAGAGGGCCCGGAGGAGAAUGAGGAGUCCGCAGGCACGGACUCUGGGCAAGAGCUCAGCACUGAGGCCCGGAGCCUACGCUCAGGCACCUAUGGGGACCGCACAGAGUCCAAGGCCUACGGCUCCAUCAUCCACAAGUGUGAGGACUGUGGGAAGGAGUUCACGCACACGGGGAACUUCAAGCGGCACAUCCGAAUCCACACGGGUGAGAAGCCCUUCUCCUGCCGGGAGUGCAGCAAGGCCUUCUCUGACCCCGCUGCGUGCAAGGCCCAUGAGAAGACGCACAGCCCACUGAAGCCAUACGGCUGCGAGGAGUGCGGCAAGAGCUACCGGCUCAUCAGCCUGCUGAACCUGCACAAGAAGCGGCACUCAGGCGAGGCACGCUACCGCUGCGGGGACUGUGGCAAGCUCUUCACCACCUCGGGGAACCUCAAGCGCCACCAGCUGGUGCACAGUGGCGAGAAGCCCUACCAGUGCGACUACUGUGGCCGCUCCUUUUCUGACCCCACGUCCAAGAUGCGCCACCUAGAGACACAUGACACCGACAAGGAGCACAAGUGCCCACACUGCGACAAGAAGUUCAACCAGGUGGGAAACUUGAAGGCCCACCUGAAGAUCCACAUCGCAGAUGGGCCCCUCAAGUGCCGAGAGUGUGGGAAGCAGUUCACCACCUCAGGGAACCUCAAGCGGCACCUCCGGAUCCACAGUGGGGAGAAGCCGUACGUGUGCAUCCACUGCCAGCGGCAGUUCGCUGACCCUGGUGCACUGCAGCGGCACGUCCGGAUCCACACCGGCGAGAAGCCGUGCCAGUGUGUGAUGUGUGGCAAGGCCUUCACCCAGGCCAGCUCCCUCAUCGCCCACGUGCGCCAGCACACAGGGGAGAAGCCCUACGUCUGCGAGCGCUGCGGCAAAAGGUUCGUCCAGUCCAGCCAGUUGGCCAAUCACAUUCGCCACCAUGACAACAUCCGUCCCCACAAGUGCAGCGUGUGCAGCAAGGCCUUUGUGAACGUGGGGGACCUGUCCAAGCACAUCAUCAUCCACACCGGAGAGAAGCCUUACCUCUGUGACAAGUGUGGCCGUGGCUUCAACCGGGUGGACAACCUGCGCUCCCAUGUGAAGACUGUGCACCAGGGCAAGGCGGGCAUCAAAAUACUGGAGCCAGAGGAGGGUGGUGAGGUCAGUGUGGUCACUGUGGAUGACAUGGUCACGCUGGCCACCGAGGCACUGGCAGCAACAGCCGUUACUCAACUCACAGUGGUACCAGUGGGGGCUGCAGUGACAGCCGAUGAGACUGAAGUACUUAAAGCCGAGAUCAGCAAAGCUGUGAAGCAAGUGCAGGAAGAAGACCCCAACACCCACAUCCUCUAUGCCUGUGAUUCCUGUGGGGACAAAUUCUUGGAUGCCAACAGCCUGGCUCAGCAUGUUCGGAUCCACACGGCCCAGGCACUAGUCAUGUUCCAGACCGACGCGGACUUCUACCAGCAGUAUGGGCCAGGGAGCACAUGGCCGACUGGGCAGGUGCUGCAGGCUGGGGAGCUGGUCUUCCGCCCUCGGGACGGGGCGGAGGGUCAACCUGCACUGGCAGAGACCCCACCCACAGCUUCUGAAUGCCCACCAUCUGUGGACUGAGCAGGCAGCCCUUCUGACUGUUUAUUUAAGGAUGGAUGGCACCCUAAAACUGAGAAGGGUGAACCCUCCCCCUACCUUCCCUAGAGAGAAUAAAUUUGAUUAUUUUCUAAUGCUUCCUAUAGGUCCCUGUGGGGGUGGGUGGUUUGCUGGCAGCUAUGGCUGAUUCCACAGAAGGGUACACACCUCCCAGGGACCAACCUUCUGGGAAAGCCCUGCUGUCCCUCUUGCAGAAGAAAAGUGGAGCCCAAGGACCUGUCUUCCCUUAGCCAACUGGAUCCCAAGUUGGGGUGUAUGCAGCACCCUGGACCUGAGAUGGAGCUGCAUGCACCCCAGGAAGCAACAUUGUGACCCUACUACCCUCUGCCUGGGUGGUUGGGGAAAGGGCAGCAGGAGAACCACAACUUCACACUGAGACAGACCCAAGUGGCCCAGAGAGCCCAGCCCCAAGGCCACAGUGUUUUCCACUCUUUGGCCAGAUUCUUUGGGAACCCAGAGCCUGGGGAAGUAGCAGAGCCACACUUGCUUCAGAAGUAGACCAAGCCAGAGAUGUUUACUUGCCCUGCUGGAGUCUCCACCACCAGGCUGGCCCAGAGUGACUGACAGAAAGGAGCAUCCUGGAGCUUCAGUGGGGACAGGCACAGCAAGCAGGGCUGUCCAUCUUCACUCCUAACAGUGGGGAGCUAGAGACCUGUCCCUGCCUCGUUCCACAGCUUGUCCCCAGCAUAGGUGACCCUUCAUAGGUGACACCAUCUACAGGUAUCUAGAUCUUCCAUAGGAGCCCUGUCCAGCCUCCUACUAGUGCACAGGAGACAUGAACUUUGCUCCUCGUGUCCCUGUCCCCACCCUGGUUCCACAACUGCAGGGGAACUUAUCUCCCUUCAUCCUUCUGCCAGGAAGCAGGUACAGGAGUAACUGAAGUAUAGGAAGCACCUCCACCAUGCUUUACUCCCACCUUUGAGGUGCUGCCAGCACCCCACUGGGGGAAGGGAAGGGGCCAGAUGGCCAGAGCCAGCACAACAGGCUUAAGUUUGGGGCCGAGGAUAAUCCUGUAUGGAAACCUGAAGUGCCUUCAACACUGCCUAGCAACCAGUUAGUAUCUGUCUAUCUAUCUAUGCCAUAACAUUGAAAAAUGUUAAAGUUCAGUGCUUGUGACAAAAGUCUUUUUGUACAAGGUGUAAAAUGCUUUUGGGGGAGGAUUUCAUGGCAGAAAGGCUCUUGUUCAGACUUCAGGUGGGACGAGAGAAAGCAAAGUUGGAGAGAGGGCUACUGUUCCCGUAAGUCAAGGACCCUGCUGCUCCCACUUGAGCUAUGAUCACAUUCACACGAAGUGUUUUGUAUUUUUUAAUAAAGUUUGUAAUCCAAUGGACACACAAAACAAAACUGCGCUGAGAAAAACAGUUUCAUAAAUUAAUAAGUGUUAGGAGGUCUGGGAGCAGUCACAGGAAGAGGGAUUGGCCAGUCUUUUUGUACAGGUGCUGUGUGACACUUCCAUGUCACGGGCGGCAGGACCCGUGCUGUAACGAAGUGCACGUAUACAAAUGAAUGACGGUACAAAGUCUGAGUAUGAAAAUAAGAUUUUCUUUGAAAACACAUUUUUGGCACAGAUUAAAAAAAAUGUAUGUCAGGGAAAUUUGAUUUUUUAAGUCAGUAUUAUAUAUAUUUAUAUAUAUUAUAUAUUUAUAUAUACACACACUCCCAAGUUCUGCAUGUCCCACCAAGAAAGAAAAUCCUUCUGUUUGCUCUUGUUUGAUUGUAAACUGUACAUCCUGGUAAGUCAAAGGUGGUGGCAGCAGGAGAAUUGAGAAAGGUGACAUCCAAUGAGCAGGGAAGGGAGGA